Messenger RNA from Eriocheir sinensis (Chinese mitten crab), 587 nucleotides. It is a transcript of the gene RpL24, whose product is annotated as 60S ribosomal protein L24-like. Gene Ontology annotation, cellular component: cytosolic large ribosomal subunit. Gene Ontology annotation, molecular function: mRNA binding; structural constituent of ribosome. Gene Ontology annotation, biological process: cytoplasmic translation. Bases 83 to 559 code for a protein of 158 amino acids. NCBI's taxonomy places the organism in Eukaryota, Metazoa, Arthropoda, Malacostraca, Decapoda, Varunidae. The transcript is spliced from 7 exons. The record is from RefSeq and is a predicted model, not a curated record.
CAUGAGUACGACAAUCUGGUGGUGGUGGCGCUGGCAACGCUGAAGGGCGGCCUCUUGUUUACAUCGCUCCCAGGCCGCAGCCAUGAAGCUCCAGCUGUGUAACUUCAGCGGCUACAAAAUCCAGCCCGGCCAUGGGAAGACUAUGGUCAGGACGGACGGGAAGGUGUAUGUGUUCAUGAGUGCGAAAUGUGAACGUGCUCAUAUGAUGAAGAGGAACCCACGUGAGGUGCGCUGGACCAUCCUGUACAGGCGCAAGCACAAGAAGGGUAUGGAGGAGGAGACGACCAAGAAGAGGACUCGCCGCACCCAGAAGUACCAGCGCGCCAUUGUGGGGGCCUCCCUUAUAGACAUCAUGACCAAGAGGAACAUGAAGCCUGAGGUGCGCAAGGCUCAGAGGGAGCAGGCAAUCAGAGCUGCCAAGGAGAAGAACAAGGCAGCCAAGGCCAGCAAGAAGGCAAAUGCCCCCCAGUCCUCCAAGUCCAAGAAGGCCACCCAAAAGGCUCCCAAGAUGCCCCGCGCAGGAAGGCCCGGGCACGGAGGUCAUGGAGGUCGCCGUUAAAGAAAAAAAUAAAGAUGUACUGUAGGGU